CCUAUGGGUUCUGUUUACGAUUCAAACUGCAUGUGUUUUUUUUAGCUCCAGCAAAAGUCAGUGAACACUCUAAGGAAAAUACUUUAAGUCAUAGAAUUUCAAAGGGAUUGGCAGUUAACCAACUGAGUCAACUGAGCAUUACUCUGCAACGAAAUGCUCCCUUUUAUCAGCUAAAACUCCAGUUUAAAUAAUGGCAUUUCCACUGCCACGGCCACUGCCUCCUCAGCUUCCAAAGCACUUGCACCGAGCUAUAGAUUGUCAACAGGGAGCCGUCAGAGCUGUGCGUUUCAAUGCCGAUGGGAACUAUCUGUUGACGUGUGGCAGCGACAAGUCGUUGAAGCUUUGGAGUGUCUCUAGGGGAACCUUACUAAAGACCUACAGUGGCCAUGGUUACGAGGUGCUGGAUGCAGAUGGGUCUUACGACAACAGUCAGCUCUGUUCCUGCAGCUCAGAUAAGACGGUGAUCCUGUGGGAUGUGGCAUCAGGACAAGUGACCCGCAAACUGAGAGGCCACGCCGGAAAAGUCAACUGUGUGCGGUUCAAUGAGGAGGCUUCGGUGAUACUGUCAGGUUCCAUUGACGGGACAGUACGAUGUUGGGACACCCGCUCACGGAGAUUCGAGCCCAUUCAGAUUCUGGACGACGCCCGGGAUGGAGUCAGCAGCCUCAUGGUGUGCGAACACGAAAUCCUAACUGGCUCUGUGGAUGGGAGAGUGAGGCAUUAUGACCUGCGCAUGGGGCAGCUCCAUGUAGACUUCAUCAGCAGCCCCAUCACCUGUGUGUGCUUCAGUCAGGAUGGGCAGUGCACGCUCUCCUCCAGCCUGGACUCCACGGUGCGUCUGCUGGACAAGAACACGGGCGAGAUGCUGGGAGAGUACACGGGUCACCAGAACAAGAGCUACAAGCUGGACUGCUGCCUCUCCAGUAAAGACACACACGUGCUGAGCUGCUCAGAGGAUGGCCAUGUGUACUACUGGGAUCUAGUAGAGGGAUCCAUCACGCUGAAGCUGCCCGUGGGCAAAGGGGUUGUCCAAUCACUUUCGUUUCAUCCAACGGAGCCCUACCUUCUCACAGCAACAGAGGGACGUGUUCAGGUUUGGGGGGCAGAAGAACCAGAGGACGCAAAUGAAGAGGGCAUGGAGCCUCAAGAAUAAUGAAGGAUGUGACAUUCAGUUUGGGGGUAAAUUGGAUAUUACUUGAUGGUGAACAGUGGCCUUCCUGAAUGUUCCGGUAACUGUUGUGAAUAGUUUGUUUACCUACUUAUUUUUAAAGCAGUGAAUAAAGUUCUUUAUAUAAAAAAAAAGUG
Alosa alosa (allis shad) is the source of this 1305-nucleotide messenger RNA. RefSeq names its product WD repeat domain containing 83 (gene wdr83). The coding region runs from base 191 to 1153 and encodes 320 amino acids. Gene Ontology annotation, molecular function: protein binding. NCBI's taxonomy places the organism in Eukaryota, Metazoa, Chordata, Actinopteri, Clupeiformes, Clupeidae. Gene Ontology annotation, cellular component: catalytic step 2 spliceosome. The transcript is spliced from 9 exons. Gene Ontology annotation, biological process: mRNA splicing, via spliceosome. The record is from RefSeq and is a predicted model, not a curated record.